GGGACUCAAUUCAUUUGCACUAAAAACCCUAUUGUCUUCACUUCCAAUCUUACGCCGGCGAAGCUGAUUUUCUUCUAAGGCUAAUUGAAGAUUGCACAUGGCGAGAGGUAACAAUGGCACAAGGCGUCCAAAGCCAAACCUAUUGAUCACGGGGACUCCCGGUACCGGUAAAUCGACGACGGCUUCUGCUCUGGCUGAAGCCACGAAUCUCCGGUAUAUUUGCGUCGGAGAUCUGGUCAAAGAGAAAAACUUGCACGAUGGCUGGGACAAUGAGUUCGGGUGUCACAUCAUCAACGAAGACUUGGUGUGUGAUGAGCUUGAAGAUGUUAUGGUAGAAGGAGGAAACAUUGUGGACUACCAUGGCUGUGACUUCUUUCCUCAGCGAUGGUUUGAUCGCGUUGUGGUGCUUCGAACUGAGAACUCCAUUUUGUAUGACCGUUUAACUAACAGGGGUUACUCGGGAACCAAGCUUAGUAACAACCUUGAAUGUGAAUUGUAUCAAAUCCUACUCGAAGAAGCAUGUGACAGUUAUGAAGAGGAAAUUGUCACUGCACUACAAAGUAACAAAAUCGAAGAUAUCUCUAACAAUGUCGAGAGUUUGACGGAAUGGAUUAGAACGUGGCGACCCUGAAGAUCUUCAUAUGAAGACAAAUUGACAAUGCAUCUGUAAUGGUUUUCAAGGUUCAGUUUUUGGUAGUUUCAUUUUGUGGUUUCUGAAUCGAUGAUCUUGGUUGCAAUUUGUAUACUGAUAUUCUGAAGCACUACAAUUCAGCUUAUGUAUGCUUAUUUUGAUGAUAUUUAAUGAAAAGAUAAAGUUUUCAUC
Molecule: messenger RNA, 823 nt
Organism: Arabidopsis lyrata subsp. lyrata
Lineage: Eukaryota; Viridiplantae; Streptophyta; Magnoliopsida; Brassicales; Brassicaceae
Product: adenylate kinase isoenzyme 6 homolog
Exons: 3
Coding region: 98-631 (177 amino acids)
Cellular component (GO): nucleus; cytoplasm
Molecular function (GO): AMP kinase activity; ATP binding; ATP hydrolysis activity
Source: RefSeq, a predicted model, not a curated record